UUCCCGCCGGAAGCGGCGCCCCUGUGGCGGCGCGGCCAUGCCGGGCAGGAAGAGCUCCAAGGAGAAGAAGCGGCGCCGCUCGCGUUCCUGCUGCCCGGAGGGAGCCCCGGCGCCGGACGGCAGCGACAGGAAGCGGCGGAGCACCGAGUCCAGCCACGGGGCUGCGGAGGAAACAAAAUGCAAUCUACUCUCUGGAGAAAAAGUGGAAGAAGCUGAACAACCCAGUGAUAUAGAAGAAGGAGGAUUAGAUCUCACUGUAUCACUCAAACCUGUCAGUUUCUACAUCGGGGACAAAAAAGAAAUGCUGCAGCAGUGUUUCUGUGUCAUAGGAGAGAAGAAACUACAGAAGAUGCUGCCUGAUACUUUAAAGAACUGUUCCAUGGAUGAAAUCAAAAGACUUUGCAUGGAGCAGUUGGAGCUGUUAUCUGAAARAAAGCUGUUGAAGAUACUUGAAGGAAGGAUUGGAGCUGAUUCUGAUACUGACGAGGAGGCAGAUGGAGGAGACAAGACUGGAGGUGAUUCAGUCAGUCAACAGGACAAUAGCAUAGACUCAACUUCUUCUCUGAGAGAAGACAGCAAGCUGGAAGGUCAGGAAUCAAAACAAGGCAAAGGAGAAGAUAGCGAUGUCCUCAGCAUAAAUGCAGAUGCAUAUGACAGUGACAUAGAAGGUCCAUGCAAUGAAGAAGAUGGCCCRGAUGUGCAAGAAAGCACUGUCAGAAGUGGAGCUGGUCAGAUAGAUGAYCUUCAGAAGGACAUUGAGAAGAGUGUGAAUGAGAUACUGGGAUUGGCAGAGUCCAGCCCGAAGGAGCCCAAAACAGCGACCUUAGCUGUUCCUCCAUCAGAAGAUGUUCAGCCAUCAGCACAACAGCUUGAGCUUCUGGAGCUCGAGAUGAGGGCCAGAGCUAUUAAGGCUCUGAUGAAAGCUGGUGAUGUGAAAAAACAGCCCUGAGACUGUUUAGAUUUAAUUUUCAGUAUUUUUUUCGAAGAAGCUGAUGUCUGUUCUCUUCAGUGCUACAGUUGGGUUGGGUGUGACAUUCCUCAUUCAGACUGCAUUAUGUAUGCUGAUCUGUGGUUCUGUUGUUUUGUUGCCUUUGGUUUAGUGCUGCUCCCGUCACAUGCACAAAUGGAGGUUGAUGCUUCCUUGAGAUGAGGUGUCCUUGUGAAGGGUCACCUCCUCAAGGACUCACACAAAGUAUAGACUGUGCCAGGAACCCGAUGCCUUCCAGAAAGGUUGUUAUAGGAACUGAGUCAUAGGAUGGUUAUGGUUGGGAGGGAUUUGAGACAGCGUAUUUCUCCUUGGGGCCCCAUCGCAUCGUAGUGUAGGUAAUUAAAAUGUGAUGAUUUGUUUAAAAGUAUACUCCAUUUUUUGAACUUUGAAUUCCUGAAGGGAAGGAUUUUUGCCUUUCAAACAAACAAUUGAACRUGUUAUUUUCAGAGUUAUGAAAGUGCCUGAAAGAGAAAGAGUUUUUACGUUGUCAUUUAGUUUAGUCACUCUUCUCCGCUCUUAUCUUUUGUGCUAUAACUGAAGUAAAGAAAGCAGUUUCUUCCCAACUGUGAAGCUUUUCUUUUGAAUAUUYUGCAUAAUAUUUAGCAAAUCAAACAGUUGAGAAGACCUUGAGCUUUCAGCAUUCAAUGGAUGUAGUCAUUUUAUGUCCCCUGUAAGCAGGAAAAUCCACCUAAUUUCAGUGUUUUUUUAGAAAAGACAUUUAAUUUAUUUUGGAGGCUUUAAAAUAAAAAUUCUAUUUUUAUCCGCUACAAGAUAUUCCUUUAUAAAUUAUUUGAAUUUUGGGAUUAGUUUUCAUCCUAUACUGUCUUACAAUUAAAAUUAAUUUUUUUUUAAUUAGUGCUAGUUUUAUAUCUGGCUGCUAAUCAAAGCAUAUUAAAAUAUUUGUGUGUUUGUUUACACAUGCAGAUAUCUGUUUCUUUUUUUAAAGGUAUGAAGUUUACAAUUGUAAAGGAAAUUUUUUUACAAUUGUUAAGUAAAAUGAUGUAUUAUGUAUUUUAAUUCAUGAAUUUUGCUUGGGAAGCCAGUUACAUACUUYGCAACAGUAGCAGAGAUAAUUUCCCCGUGCUAUUUUGUAAUACUACUGCAAAUCUUAUCCUGUUCAGAAUCCUCAAAUUCUUUUAAGGUUUGUAAUUUUCGUCUAUCCAUUUUAUUACUCUUCUUCUUUCUCUUUAUUCUCUUUAUUCUCUUUCUUUUUUUCCUGUUUCCUUUUAAACCCUUUUCUGUAGCAAACUUCUUGUAUAUUUCUUGAGUAUGAUUGAUUUCCUCUAGAAUUAACAGCUUUGUUAAAUGUUAGUGYAGUGUAAAUUUGAUAAUAAACUAUAAUGUUUGUUAAAUACAGCUGRGAAAAUUACGGUGUGCAUUCACUAAGUGAUGGCAGUGACCCACGUAAAGUACACCUGACUGCAGUGUUAUCCACAGCAUCAACAUUUUUUCUAUUAUAUUUUAGCAAAUAGAGGAUGUAAGUUCGCAUAU
Messenger RNA from Malurus melanocephalus (red-backed fairy wren), 2479 nucleotides. RefSeq names its product caspase activity and apoptosis inhibitor 1 (gene CAAP1). Lineage: Eukaryota; Metazoa; Chordata; Aves; Passeriformes; Maluridae. Bases 38 to 949 code for a protein of 303 amino acids. The record is from RefSeq and is a predicted model, not a curated record. The transcript has 6 exons.